UGGCGGUGUUCUCAUGAUAUCGGUCACAUCUGAUUACUACCCCUUCUAUAUAUCGAUUUGUUUCAAGCCUGUGAACAAACCAAGGAAGACUCCGGAGAAGAGUCGUUUGUUCCCACCAUGGCAUACGUUGAGAGAGGUGUUAUCAAAGAUAAGAGAUCAAUAUGGCGACUGAAAACAAUCACAGACUUCUUCUGGGCCAUAAUCAAUUUGAUUCGGGCCUUUUUUGCCACGAUGUUUUCGAUGGAGAAGUCUGAAGCCUAUCGGAAAGGUUCCGGUGCCAGCAAGAAAUGGGAUGGUGGUGGUCCAGGAGGUCCAGGAAGUGGCCCAUACGGUGGUGGUCCACGUGGGCCACCCCGUGGAUUAGAUAACGUUAGAGGAAUCGAUCACAGUGCAGCUCCUGCUUGUGGCUCCUGUUGUGGAGGUUAAGGAAGCAGCUUAUUCUCCACAACCGUUGACCGGGUGCACUUCCAUGAUCAGAAAAAUUGCAUAUUGUAAGAUAGGUUUUUCUUUUUUGAAUUGGCUGUGUUAAAAGAGAUUUUAUAUCUCAACCUGGAUGUUUUCCAGUAUAUGAAGACUAAUAUUUUAAUCUGUUAUGUGUAUUAAAGUAUCUUCCGAGUGUCUUGUUUGUUUUCAA
This is a messenger RNA of Salvia miltiorrhiza (redroot sage), 634 nucleotides long. RefSeq lists its product as uncharacterized. The transcript has 4 exons. The record is from RefSeq and is a predicted model, not a curated record. The coding region runs from base 118 to 426 and encodes 102 amino acids. NCBI's taxonomy places the organism in Eukaryota, Viridiplantae, Streptophyta, Magnoliopsida, Lamiales, Lamiaceae. Gene Ontology annotation, biological process: endoplasmic reticulum calcium ion homeostasis; calcium ion transport. Gene Ontology annotation, cellular component: endoplasmic reticulum membrane; Golgi apparatus.